UUACUCCAUGACUGAAUUAAUUUUGAUAACCUUAGAAGAUAGUAUUAUUGGUUCAAGCGUGAGUUGAGCAACCACAUAAAUCUCGUCUCAACAAGUUUCAUUUAUUUAUUGUGAUCUUUUAUUUUGCUCCGGGGCAGACUGAAGUAUAUUUGAAAUUUGUACUAAAACUGAAUUCUCUAGAUUUCUUUCUUCAUUUUUUUGUGUAUACAUUUCUGCCAACUAUUGCUUAAAUCCACCGGGAAUCUCAGCACCUGCUCAUUUAAGAAGCAAGCGAGGAGCAUCACCGUACUUACGGGUACUUGAAAAUAAAUAACACCUGUGUUUGGGAUAUACGUGCUACACUGAUUUGGAAAUUGAAAAUCAGUAGUCAAGAUAAUAUGAAGUUGCUGCAGUUAUGCAUGCAACUUUUCAUAGCCGUGUUAUGCACCAGAACAUCAUUCGGACAAAACCAUCUACUAAUUGCUCCUCAAAUUCUUCGCGAAGGAGUACGAGAAACUGCUGUACUUAACCUUUACAAUAUCGAUGGGCGCAUUGAUGUAGUAGCAACAGUUAAACUCGAAGGUGUAACAAAUUUUGAAAUCAAGAACGAGGAUGCUACAAAACCUAUCAUCAUGAAAAUAAAAUACGACAAACCACCCGGUGUCUUGCCGAGUAAAAGACGUCAAUACGUAGAGCUUCUAGUUUCUGCAAAACAAGGAAAUAAAAAAGUUUACAGUGGACAAUUGCGGAUGAGACUCAUUGAAUCGAGUGGAUACAUUCAUAUCCAAACCGACAGGCCAAUAUAUAGGCCAGAAGAGCGAGUCAACGUUCGAGUUAUUGCUCUGACCCAAACACAAAGUCCUGAAGUACACCGUGAAGUCGAAAUCGUUAUCAGGAUACCUCUGGACAAUGUUGGAGUGGAAAAGAAACUACUCCGUAUGCCCAAAGCAAAAUUUAUCGAUACAUCAUUUGAACUCCCCGAAUAUCCGGUGUAUGGAAUAUGGUCCAUACAAGCACGUUACACGGAUGAAAAAGUGGUAAGAUGGUCUACGACUACGUUUGACGUCAGACCUUACGUGCUCCCUACAUUCAAUGUUCGAGUACUUUUGGAUGAUCCUUAUGUUUUGGUGAAAACCGAUAUGUCGAAUGAAUAUAUCAGAGGAACAAUCACUGCAGAAUAUAGUUACGGACGAAAAGUUUCUGGGCCGUAUUUUCUCGCCGCGAAGUUGAAUAGACCGGAUAUUAAAUCAAAAUUCUUGUUUUACCAAAUGCCUGAAUUACGGAGAAUGGCAAAACUUAGGGGCGGGAAACAAAGAUUUGAAAUUAAAGCAACAGAAGUUUUGACGGUGAUUGGUGAUGAUACAUUUGAUGAUCUUGAAAAGGAAGGUGCAACAAUUGAAAUAGACGUUGCUGUAACUGGAGAAGCGGAAGGAGUGGUUGAAUCGGACAGAUCAAGACCAAUAAUGUUUGUUCGAUCUCCAUAUCAGCUUGAUAUAUCAAGAAUGUCAAAAUAUUAUACACCUAGAACUUCCUUUGAAAUAAAGAUUGAUGUUUUGGAUUCUGUGACGAACAGUCCUGUCAAAAAAGUUGAAUUGAUUCUUGCAGGCCCAAAGAUUUGUGGAACCUUGGAUUGUGGAAAUGACAAAUGUUGUAGCAAUGGAAAGUGUGGAGAGUGCGAACCAAUCGUAGAAGAAUCAGAUGAAAAUGGUCAGGUCAAUUUCAAAAUCGGCAUGGACAAAGAUCCAGUAAAAAGAACGUAUACAAUACAAACAAGAAAGCUUGGAAUACCUAGAGAAAACUUGGCAAAGCUUGAUUUCACUCUUCAUCCAUACAUCUCAUCAUCAGGAAGUUAUUUGCAGUUAUCGGCCGUUGAAAAAAUCGCUGAAGUUGGAGAUAAAAAUUUUGGAAUCGAUGUCUGGUACAAAAGUGCACCUUCAAGGAUUAGUUAUGUGAUCAUGGCUAGAGGCGCAAUAAUAUCAACCGGAGUUCACAUACCAAAAAAAGGAAGUGUAAACACAAAUAUCAAGAUCGAAGUUAAAGGCGAAAUGGUUCCGUCAUUUCGUUUUUUCGUUUACUUCUUCAGCGGGAAGGAAUUAUUAUCCAAUUCUUUAUGGAUUGAUGUUAAAGACGCAUGCAAACAGGAACUUCAAGUAAAAGUGCCUGCUCAAGUAUCACCAUCACAAGUUUUUAAUGUCGAAUAUAUUGGUAGUCCAAACGCUAUUCUGGGGAUGUCUGCAGUCGACAGAGCCGCCUAUUUUCUUUACGAUAAAGGAAGAUUGACUCGAAGUUCUGUCUUUGAAGCAUUGAAUCUGUACGACGAAGGAUGUGUUCGAGAGGGCGGGAAAAAUGCACAACAUGUUUUUGAGGAAGCGGGUCUACAAGUAGUCGGAGGGCCAUACUCUGCUAAAGAUGAUUUCACGAAUCAUUGUGAAGCUAAGACGUUAAAGCGAAAAAAGCGGUCUUCCCCAAAAAAUAUUGUGGCUAAACUUGAGAAAGAAGCGUUAGAACGCAAAUGUUUAAUGGAUGGUUCCUGGGAGAAUUUAUAUGGAACGUCCUGCGUAGAGCGAGCGGAAGCUGUCAGACUUAAACAUUCAUUUGAGUGUGCAGAAAAGUUUCUCAAAGGAUGUGAGGAUUACUUAAAAUUAAAACGACGGAGUGGCAGAUCUAUUCAGGCAAAUGUCGCAGGAUUUCAAGCAGUUGCUAAUAAUGUGCGAUCCAACUUUGAAGAAAACAUGUUGUGGGCAACAGAUGUCAUAUUAGGACCAGAUGGAAAAUACACCCGAGGAGUGGUAGCAAAAGACAGUAUAACCACAUUUGAAUUUGACACUGUCAGCAUGCAUGAAAUUGACGGUUUCUGCGUUGCGCCAACACAAAACGUGACAAUAUUCAAAGAUACUUUUGUUCAGUUAAAACUUCCUUACUCACUUAAACGCAUGGAACAAGCGGAAAUUCGAGCUACGGUGUUUAAUUAUGCAACCACUUCUAAACGGGUAACUGUUCAUGUAAAGAUGGGAGAAGAUAUUUGUUCUCAUUUCCGACAGGGAAAAUUUGACGAUGUCAUCACGUUAGAAGUUGAUGCCAAUGAAGCAGAGGCAACAUCUUUAGUGCUUAUGCCACUCAGAGUUCCAGAUAGUAAGCAGGUCGACAUCGAGGUGAAGAUUACCAAUGAAGAUAAUGUUGAUAUUGACCACGUCAAAAGAUCAAUACUUGUUCUACCGGAAGGAGAAAUUAAAAAUGAUAUCAAAGGAACAUAUGCCAUAGAUCUCAAAAACAAACGACCAAGCUACAUCGACCGAUUUAAAAUUGAACUUAGGUUUCCCAAACGAUAUAUACCUGGAAGCAGGCAGUGCUGGAUUUAUCCAUUCUCUAAUUACAUGGGACCAAUCAUUGAGUUCGACCCGGUUACUAAACAACCUAAGAAUGACAUCAAGAAUUUGAUAAGGUUGCCAGGUGGAUGCGGAGAACAAACUAUGUUGUCAAUGGGUCCGAACGUGAUGGCUCACAAGUACUUAAAAUUAGUCGGCAAGAUGAAAGACGGGUCAGCUGAGGAGACAGGGUCAAUCGAUAAAAUGCAAAAAGGUUUUGCAAACGAAUUGAAAUACAGGACAUCGACAGCUCCAAUUGUUUGGUCUGUUUUCCCACGUCGCGCUCCUAGUGUCUGGUUAAACGCCUAUGUGAACAAAAUUUUUGCCCAAGCAAAACAAUUUUAUACUGCUAUGGAUGUAGGACCGAUCUGUACGUCGAUAAACUGGUUGGUUGAUCAACAAAAUCCCGAUGGAAGUUUUGAUACCGGCGGAAGGGUGAUACACCAAGAAAUGCACGGAGCUGUAGGAAGUACGCUUAGUUUGUCGGCAUACGUUAUGAUGUCACUCGUAGAGUCCCAAUCCAUAUGUCCUCAAUACACAAAGAAAGUUGAAAUCAGCAUAUUGAAAGCAACUGAUUACUUGGAGAAUAGCGAAAACGAUCGACAAAUGGAACAGCCCUACGCUCUCUCGUUGGUGUGCUUUGCCCUUUCCGUUUCAAAUCCAAAUAAUCCUUUUGCAAAACGAAUGCGCAAAAAGCUAUUGUCUAAAAUCAAUUAUUCGGAAGACAAUCGACUAGCUUUCUGGAAAGGAGCUCCAUUAAAGACAAUCGAGGGCACCGGUACUCACGCAUAUUGGUAUAAACGUAAUGCGAAGGCGAUCGAUGUUGAAGCGACCGGCUACGCAUUACUAUCAAUACUGUAUGCACAAUCAGGAGAAAAAGUCACUCAGAAUAUUCUUGAUGUCACAAGAAAAAUUGUACUCUGGAUUAUUCAACAACGAGAUGAAAAGGGGGGAUUCUCAACAACGCAAGAUACCGUUGUCGGUUUACAAGCACUUGCGGAAUAUAUGAUCUGGAGUAGCACAGUGGAACCACCAACACGAGAUGUUAAAAUUGAUUUAACCAUCAGUAGUGCUACUGGCAGCGACUGGUACGAUGAACCAAAAAGACUCCAUCUAGAUAAGAGUAACGAAAACUCAACUACUCCAAUUUCCAUCCCAUCUAAUGUCAUUUCUGGUGGAGAAUUGAACAUUCAGGCCCGAGGUGAAGGCGAAGGAACUUUAUCAUACCGAUGUGUAUAUCGUACACUAGUGGACGAAGACGCUUGUCAUUUCGACAUCAGUGUGUCCACCGAAGAAGAUCGUAUACCGUUGGGUCACGUAGCUCAAGGUGACGGUGCAGAAAUACUCAAAUUAAAGCUUUACAUUUCUAAACCCAAAGGAGAACCUUCUGGACAAUCAAUCGUUGAAAUCAACUUGAUUUCAGGCUAUGAAGUGAUGGAAGACACACUCGUCAAACUGUCCGAAACCGUCGACGCAUCAAUUGAAAGAUACGAGAUCGCAAAACAAAAAGUGUUUUUGUAUUUGAGCGACAUUACGGAAGUCCCUAAAAAGCUGGCAUUCAGAAUAUCAAGAUCAGUGUAUGUUGGCCGACCUGAACCAUCUACUGUCACUGUUUAUGAUUACUACGAACCAUCGGUUAGAUGCAGUAAAUUUUACAAUGUUCCGGAACAAAAUCUGAAACUUCGAACAUCGUCUUGUACUGAUAAAAAUGGACUGGGCAGUGAAGACAUUUGUAAAUGCGCCGAAGGCGGAUGCUUAACAUGCAGGACGAGAAAACAACAACUUGAAAAUACAGGAUGUUUGGAAGGCAUGGAUGGAGAAUGCACCAUUUGCCACGAUCCUGACAACUGCUUCGAUUUAGCAGGUACAGCCUGCAAAAGUGAUUAUGUGUAUGAAGUUAAAGUGACUUCGGAUGGAGUUGAAGAUCCCAGUGGAGUAUUUAUGGAUUUUGCUAUCCAAAUAGUUGAGGUUUAUAAAGCAGGUGACGAUCUGGAUGUGGAUAGAAAUCAAAACAGAAAUUUCAGUGUAAGGCGAGAUUGUUUUGAAUCGUGUAGAGAUGAUAAAGCGUUGGUGGAUAAAGACGGUAAAAAGGAACCGUUUCUUAAAAAGGACAGAACGCUUCUCAUGAUCGGAAAUGGUGUGGAAAUGAAUUACGAAGAUGAUGACAAUAUUCUCAAAGGGGGUGAACUGCCAAGACCUCACUAUCGGCUGGGUGCAGGCAUAUUUGUGGAGCGUAUAUAUCCGACGACGAAAUGCAAGAAAUCAAAAAAAAAAGCUGAAGAAAAGAAAUGUAGGAAACUCAAGAAGAAAACUCCGAAAAGUACGAGAGAAGAAUGUCUAAAACAUAUUGCUAUUCAUCAGUCAUGUAACAACUUGAUAUUGCUCAGAAAACGUAUCACGCUCGGAUGCGACAGGGAAAGAAAAUGAAUUGAUUGUUCAUUGAUGUUUCAGUAGGGAAUACUGAAAAUUUUUGAAACUGAGUACGUAAAGUACUUUGUUUUGUUCUGAAUGCAAAAAAAUUAAUAAAUAUUCUCAAAUAUGAGAGUGUGCCCGAAGAGUUGUUUUUCUUCAUUCCCAACUCUUACAAGUUCAAAUUAGGGAUCUUUUGUACACUGAUGCAAAAAUGUGAGAUUUAGGUAAAAACGCCGGCUAGAUAUAAAAUGACAAAUUAGGAAUUUUCCAGUUUGGGUUAGGAAUGAUUUGAAAAGUUGAAUUUCCAGCGCAAUCUGCAUUUCUAACCCUAACCCCAACGGGAUAAUUACUAAUUUUCUUAUUUUGAGCGUUGGCGGGGGCUUUGUACAAAUGAUCUAUUAGCAGACAGUGUUAAGUUAUGAGGAAUACUACCAUCGUAAAAUUGAAAAAGUAUCUAAAAUCAGAUUUUUGAGUUUUCAGAAAAUGAUCUGAAAACUUUUGGCCGAUAUUAUUGGUGUGGUGUAAUAUAUAUAUAUAUUCAAAGCAUUGAUACUUUAUACCAGCGAAGGUCGUUUAUCAUCGACAUCGAUUAAUGGAAAGGACGGUAUUACCGAUACUGAUUUUGGCUGGGAACUUUUAUCCCGAGGCAAAACUUGUUUUUGACUAAUGUUAUUUUUUACAACAAAAAUAAUGCAUUCAAACCGAUUUAUUCUCGGUAUAUUUAUUUAACAUUCACAAGCGAAAGUUUCGAUUCAUAAUCUUGAUGGUAUAUCUAAGACGAUAUAUGCUGGAUGAAGAGUUUUAUUCUCAAUUUCGUGUGGGUUUCGGUUGAUAUCUAUAUUUUAGUGUAUAUACAAACAUUUUUCCAUCCGAGGUAUCAAAAUUAAAAAGCCUUUACAUAUCGUUCUAAUAUAGCAAUUGAACAACUAAUUUAGAAAUGUCAUCUACAUUGUAUAUAUAUAUGAAAAGCAAGAAUCGUUACUUAAAACCGUAGAACUAGACUCAUCAUAAACUCUGACAGAACAU
Styela clava is the source of this 6782-nucleotide messenger RNA. Its product is annotated as complement C3-like. NCBI's taxonomy places the organism in Eukaryota, Metazoa, Chordata, Ascidiacea, Stolidobranchia, Styelidae. Gene Ontology annotation, molecular function: protein binding; endopeptidase inhibitor activity. The record is from RefSeq and is a predicted model, not a curated record. Gene Ontology annotation, cellular component: extracellular region.